Morchella importuna is the source of this 738-nucleotide messenger RNA. RefSeq lists its product as uncharacterized. The coding region runs from base 1 to 738 and encodes 245 amino acids. The transcript is spliced from 2 exons. The record is from RefSeq and is a predicted model, not a curated record. NCBI's taxonomy places the organism in Eukaryota, Fungi, Ascomycota, Pezizomycetes, Pezizales, Morchellaceae.
AUGGAGGAAUCACCAACUGCUGAAAGAAUUUCUGAAAGACCAGUUGUGGUAUCAAUGUCCAGCAUCCAAGUUGAUGACAGUCCCGACAAGAUCAAAUGGAAGAACCGAAUCCCAUUAACUAUCGACGUCCCCAAACUUGUCAGUCGAAUGUUACAAGCUCCAGAGGGAUCCUGGUUUAGUUUGUGUGAUUUCUGCGUGGGCACAGAUAACGUCCAUAACCCUGGAGCUACCAUUACACUCAAAUCUAAGACAAUCUCCGCAUGCUACAAUCUAUUUAAAGAUUGCAAAGAUGUUCUUGAUAUUCCAGGCGACUGGAGAAUUUUUGUCAACCAAGAAAAGAGUUAUUAUAAAAGAUGUGAAUCUUGCAAUAAAGAUAUUGAUCGAUCGAUGGCUGUUAAAGUCUUCAUUCACCACUACAGAGAAGGUGAAUUCGAGAAUGGUACAGAUCUGUUAGUUGAUAACGUCUCGCUGCAGAACAUCGAGCCAGUUCUCAGAUGCAAUACUGAGAACAGCGAGACUUAUAUUACAUUUACGGUCAUCGUCACUAUAUCCGUGAAGACCAAGACAGUAUCCGCAAAUUUUUUUGUCACUUCAAGCAUCAAGUCGUAUAAGCCUGUCGACACCGGGAUCGAAGGGUCAUCCAAGAAUAAGAGGGUGUUUAAAAAACGCGAUUUCAAGAGCAUAGACAAAGCAGCCGAGCUUACCGACGCGUCAAGAUUAAACAAAAGCCGAUACUAA